This is a messenger RNA of Lymnaea stagnalis (great pond snail), 1530 nucleotides long. The record is from the annotation of a GenBank genome assembly. NCBI's taxonomy places the organism in Eukaryota, Metazoa, Mollusca, Gastropoda, Lymnaeidae.
UAUGCGUACUUUCGCGUGCAAACGAGUUUUCCUUAAGGGAUUUCCAGUACUCACGUUUUUCGCCAUCGUCAGCCUGUAUGCCAUGCAGAGAUCAGUCUAUUUCAAACCGAGUAGACUGGCGGAUACCCUGCAAGCGCUGCAAGACACUCAGAAGUUAAACACCAAGCUCUCGCUUAGAGCGAGGAACAUCAGCCUGAGCCAAGCGGCGUCCACCAUUGGUAGCCGGAAGAGGUCCGAGGGCGCUGCCCUGGAGAAGACGACCAGGGGCUGGUUCGACAAGCGACCGAACGUCACGGCCUCAAAACUGAAUCCAGCCGACCAUCCCCACUUCCGGGGAUUCGCCAUCGAGAACCCGGGCGUGUGUACGAAUGAGACGGUGGACGUCCUGAUCUACUUUCACUCGGCGGUGGACCACAGGAACGAGAGGAGGGUCAUCAGGGAAACGUGGGCCAGUUCGCAGACCUUCAGCGACAUCAGCGUUAAACGCAUUUUUAUUCUGGGCCGCACCGAGGACAAAUUACGACAGCUCCAGAUCGAGACGGAGCAGUCUGCGUACGGGGACCUCGUGCAGGGAAAUUUCGUGGACGCUUUCUCGAACUUGACGCACAAGGCCCUGACCUUGCUCGUCUGGGUUAACGCCCACUGCCCGCAAGCCAGGUACGUUGCCAAAGCCGACGACGACAUGUUCGUCGACAUCUACCGGGUGGUCAAAGAGCUCGUGCCGCAGCUGGCCUCGGUGCCGUCCGGCGCGGCCUGCGAUCACAAAACGGACAUGGACAUCAUCCGAUCCCCCGGUUCCAAAUGGUGCGUCGACAAGUCGCUGCUCGCGGGUCGGUCAAAGUGGCCGCCGUUCUGUCCGGGGUACUUCACCCUCUUCACGGGGAGCACCGUCCCAAAGCUCUACGAGGCGUCGUUUUCGGUGAGAGACUUUGUUCCUACCGACGACGCUUAUCUGUUCGGCCUGCUGCCAGAACGAAAUGUGACGUUGGAGAUCGUCAACAUCCACGGGGUGAUUUCGCCGAACGUCCGGGCCAAUCCUGAAGAGGAACUCAAAGUCCAGGGGAAGCUGGAGUAUCUGGCGUUUCGAGCCAAUAAUGCAGCCGAGCAGACGAAGAUCUGGUCAGCGAGGUCUAAAAAACUGACCAGCUGGGAGCAGGCCCACAGCUUCUAUCACAACGCUCUUAAAGCAGCAGGCGAGAAAGGGGUGCUUGUCUUAUAGAAAUGACGCGGUCAGAAUCAAACGUGGACCAUCGUUGAAACAUUCCAUUAACUCAGUCCAUAAUAUAUGCAUGUUUUGUGCAAUAGUUUAUGCUUGUGGUGAAGGCAUCUAUUAGUGGUAAAGGCCUCCAUCUUUUUGGUAAUGCCUCUAGCUUGUGGCAAAGUCCUCUACCAUUUGGUAAUGCCUCUAGCUUGUGGCAAAGUCCUCUAGCAUUUGGUAAUGUCUCUAGUUUGUGGCAAAGUCUUCUAACAUUUGGUAAUGCCUCUAGCUUGUGGCAAAGUCCUCUAGCAUUUGGUAAUGUCUCUAGUUUG